Messenger RNA from Danaus chrysippus (African queen), 3369 nucleotides. The record is from the annotation of a GenBank genome assembly. Lineage: Eukaryota; Metazoa; Arthropoda; Insecta; Lepidoptera; Nymphalidae.
AUGUCUCAGUGGAAUAAUUCUUACUCUUACAAUAAUCAGUACCACACACCUAAUAAUUGGAAUGGAGACUAUAACAACCAAUAUCAGGCAUACUAUCCAAACGCUCAAUAUAAUGCGAACCAAUACGUAAGCUUCGACGAAUUUUUAUCCCAAAUGCACAUUUCCAACCCUCAAACAAACCCAUAUAAUACUCAAUAUCAAAACUAUCCUAAUAGUCAGUAUACACAGUUACCUAAUUAUCAAAAUGAUUCACCCAACCAAAACUCUCAACCUGUGUAUAAUUAUGAAAGUAGUUCAAGCAAUUAUAAUUACAAUAAUGAAACAUACCAGGGGAAUACAGAAGAACAGGUUCAGCAGACAUCAGUAGAUCAACAAUUACCUAGAGAAGUUGUGAAAUCAAAACUCAUGCCCACAGCCACUGAAUUUGUCCCUAAGCAAUCUAGCAGUAAUAAUAAAGAACAAUAUUCAAACAAUACAAAUAGAAAUCCAAAAAAUCAAAGUACCAAUGGUGAAAGUAGCGGCCAAAAUUCUGCAAUCACUGUGAAUAAAGAUCGUCAAAAUGAUGCUAACAAUCGCAAGGGCAAGUCUAAAAGCAGACCUUUUGAAAACAACCAAAACUCAGAACCCAGUUUCCGCAAUCAUUAUAAUCAAGGCUACAACAACCAGUCAAAAUCUAAAAACCGUACUUACAAUGGUUGUAACCAUGAAUCUAACCACAACGAAGAAGUCAAUGAUAUCAGUUCAGCAACAGAAUUACCUGAAAAUUCUAACAGCGAUGAAGGGGGCCAAUCAAAAAAAAGUCAGGAUGUCAGAAAUGGUAGAAAUGAAGGGUCGGGAAGGAAUCGUAGAUGGGUCGGAACUCAAAGGUUAAAAGGUGCCGAAAGAGAUAGUUAUGAGGAUGAACAAUAUGCAAAGUCUUAUUUUCAUGGCAAAGAAGAAAGAAAUAGGGAUAAUAUAUCAAGUCCGGCCAAAGGAAAGAGUAAAAACUUGGCUAACCCGGGAGGUAACAUAGAUAUGACACAACGUGAGCGUUUAAGUGAUCAACUCGACAGAGGCACUCUUGAAUGUCUUGUAUGUUGUGAGAGAGUUAAACAAACUGAUCCAGUAUGGUAUUGCGGUAACUGUUAUCAUGUGUUGCACCUUCGCUGUAUAAGGAAGUGGGCUAUAAGUAGCAUGAUUGAAACGAAAUGGCGAUGUCCAGCAUGCCAAAAUGUGAAUCAAGACAUACCAACUGAGUACAGAUGUAUGUGUGGGGCCGUCAGGAAUCCCGAAUACCAGAGGGGUUCGAGUGGGGCUCAUACAUGCGGCAAGUCCUGUAAGAGAAUGAGACUUUGCCCUCAUCCAUGCACACUGUUGUGCCACCCUGGACCAUGUCCCCCUUGCCAGGCUACUAUUAGCAAGCAAUGCGGCUGUGGGGCGGAGACGCGUUCAGUUCUGUGUAGUAGUAAAUUACCGCAAGUCUGUGGAAGAGUUUGUAAUAAAAAAUUAGAAUGUGGAGUUCAUUCAUGCACAAAACAGUGCCAUGAAGAACAAUGCGACCCCUGUGAGGAAAUUGUCACGCAAGUGUGCCACUGCCCCGCAGCCAAGUCCCGCUCCGUAGCGUGCACGUCACACACGGACCGCGCCAACUGGUCGUGCGGCGAGCAGUGCGGGCGCGUGUUGUCGUGCGGGGCGCACGUGUGUCGCGCGACCUGCCACGCCCCGCCCUGCCCCGCGUGUCCGCUCACACCGGACAACGUACCGGCCUGUCCCUGUGGCAAGACUAGGAUCAAUAAGGAUCAACGCAAGACUUGCACAGAUCCCAUACCUCUCUGUGGUAACAUAUGUGCUAAACCUCUACCGUGCGGACCCGCGGGAGACAAGCAUAUCUGUAAAGAAAGCUGCCACGAAGGUGGUUGCCGCAUCUGUCCCGACACAACGCUGCUGCAGUGCCGCUGCGGUCACUCCAGCCAAGAGGUUCCGUGUGCUGAUCUGCCGCAGAUGAUCAACAACGUGUUGUGUCAGAGGAAAUGUAACAAGAAGCUGUCUUGCGGCCGUCACCGUUGCCACACCCGGUGCUGCGACUCAUCCUCUCACCGCUGCGCCGUGGUCUGCGGCCGGUCACUCUCGUGUCAGCUGCACAGGUGUGAGGAGUUCUGUCACACCGGACACUGCGCGCCCUGUCCGAGAGUCAGUUUCGACGAGCUCCGUUGUGAGUGUGGCGCGGAGGUGUUGUUGCCGCCGGUCCGCUGCGGCACCAAGCCCCCCGCCUGCAGCGCCCCCUGCCGCAGGAGCCGACCCUGCGGUCACCCGCCACAUCACUCCUGCCACUCCGGGGAUUGCCCGCCAUGCGUCGUGCUCACUACUAAGAUGUGUUACGGGAAACAUGAAGAACGGAAAACAAUACCGUGUUCUCAAGAAGAAUUCUCCUGCGGCCUGCCGUGCGGGAAACCUCUUCCUUGCGGUAAACACACUUGUAUCAAAAUAUGUCACAAGGGAUCUUGUGAUAUAAGCACCUGUACUCAGCCGUGUACAUCCAAACGUCCAAGUUGUGGUCACCCGUGUGCCGCUAAGUGUCACUCUAGCGGCGGGGGCUCCUGUCCCAGUACGGCGCCCUGUCGACGACCUGUCCGAGCGACCUGCCAGUGUGGGAGAAAACAAACGGAGCGGGCCUGCUGUGAUAACGCCAGGGACUAUGCCAAGAUGAUGAGUACUCUAGCGGCAACGAAAAUGCAAGAAGGUGGCACUGUGGAUAUAUCAGAAGUUCAACGACCUGCAUCAAUGCUUAAAACAUUGGAGUGUGAUGAGGAAUGCUUCGUAGAGGCACGGAGCCGUCGCCUCGCUCUGGCGCUUCAGCUGCGUAAUCCUGAUGUAUCAGCCAAGCUCGCUCCACGAUACAGUGAUCAUCUACGAACAACGGCCGCUAGAGAACCGAGCUUCGCACAACAAAUACAUGACAAGCUGACCGAACUUGUCCAACUAGCUAAAAAGUCCAAGCAGAAGACGAGAGCUCAUUCAUUCCCGUCCAUGAACCGCCAGAAGCGCCAGUUCAUUCACGAGCUGUGCGAACAUUUCGGAUGCGAGAGUGUUGCGUAUGACGCUGAACCUAACAGAAACGUCGUUGCUACAGCCGACAAGGAAAAGUCUUGGCUGCCCGCUAUGAGUGUCCUAGAGGUGUUAUCUCGCGAGGCUGGUAAGAGACGUGUUCCGGGGCCGGUACUGCGAGCGCCCGCCGCCCCCCUACCACACACUAAGGAACUACCUUCCACUACCACAAAGUCUUCAUCGAGUGGCUGGGCAACACUCACAUCAACUAACGCAUGGGCUGCCCGCAGUCAACCCAAGAAAGAAGAAACCAAAAUCGACUAUUUCGAUAACCCUCCAGAGUAA